Molecule: messenger RNA, 2877 nt
Organism: Trichechus manatus latirostris (Florida manatee)
Lineage: Eukaryota; Metazoa; Chordata; Mammalia; Sirenia; Trichechidae
Gene: TMEM140
Product: transmembrane protein 140
Exons: 2
Coding region: 761-1318 (185 amino acids)
Source: RefSeq, a predicted model, not a curated record
AAGAUCCAUCUGACAUCAGCAAUGAUAUCCCUUGUUCCUCUUCUGAAUCCGGCUUACAAAAAUAAAAGCUGCUUGCUGCUCUUAUUUUGAAAUAUAAGAGAUGUUCCAGCAGCCACAGCCCAGGCCCAAACACCCUUGUGAGAACACACAGAAGACAAGGCUUUGUGUCCAGAGAAGCCCAGUCAUCACACAAGACUGAUUUCUGAAGAGGAAGGGACAGAUGGCAUGGUUCUUCCCGAGGAAUGAGUGGGAGGUGGCCUGGUCCAGAAGGGCCACCUUGGCAGGAGAGUGGGCCAGCUGACUUUUGAAGUCCCUUCUGAAUGAGAUUCAAGGAUUUGUUUAUCUUGAAAUCUACACCGCUGGGCACUCUGAGCUUUCUUUGGCUCGUUUUCUUUCUGAAAUCAUGAUCUGAUCUAAUCAAAAUACUUACCUGGCUCUUUAAAUCACGUGGUUUGUUGGCUCCAGCUGAGUAAAGUGUGUGUUCAGGGAAAAAACAAAAGUUGUUUACAUUCUUUCUGUGAAGUCCUGGGCCAAAGUCAACUUUAGAAAUGAAAGUGAAAUCAGCUGAUGGUGACAUCAGCACAAAUGUACAAAGUUCAGAGUUGUUUACUUAGGCACACUGUAGCUUGGGGCUUUGCUGGCCCGCUGUCCUCACUGCUUGUCUCUUAAAAAGCCGGCGAAGAGGAAGAUCCAGGAGCCUGAUCCUGCUCGUCCUGUGUGAGAGUCCGGGGUCCUCGCCUUCUUUCUGUGCCCGGAGAGAAUGGCCAUCCCAAAGCCGUGGUGGAGCGGCCACCUGCUGUUCCUGGGCAUCCUGAGCCUCACGGUGUCGGUCAUCACCCUGCUCUUCUAUGCACUGCUCUGGAAGGCCGGCGACCUCACCGAGCUGCCUGACCUGCGCAUCGGCUUCUACAAUUUCUGCCUGUGGAACGAGAGCACCGGCCGCCUGCAGUGCCACCAGUUCCCCGAGCUGGAGGCCCUGGGCGUGCCACGGGCCGGCCUGGCCCUGGCCCGGCUGGGCGUCUAUGGGGCCCUGGUCCUCACCCUCUUCGUCCCCCUGCCGCUCCUCCUGGCCCAGUGCAAGGGGAACGAGGGGGAGUGGCAGCUGGCCGUGGGCUUCCUGGCAGCUUCCACAGUGCUGCUGGCCGGCGGCUUGGGCCUCUUCCUGUCCUUCGUGUGGAGGUGGCUCCGGCUCACCCUGCUGGGCCCAGGGUUUCUAGCAUUGGCCACUGCCCAGGCUUUGCUCACCCUCCUGCUUGUGGCCACAGCUGCAUUCCCUCAGGUGGCGAGGAGGGACAAGAGCCAGCCUGAGAGCUGCUAGUCCUCUCUGGAGGCUCACACGACUGUGAGGCUGUGAGGCUGUGAGGCUGUGUUGUCUGAACUACUCUCAGAAGGUGCCAGAGAAUUUGAAGGCUGGUCUCUCCUCAGCCAUCCUGUUUCACAGUUAAUGCUGAUCUCAAGCUUUAGCAGACGGGACCCGCUACGGAGGGGGUGGGCACGGGACCUAGCAGGCCAAGAACAGCGAGGGCCAGUGGGCCAUGGGGCUUCCUAGUGUGGGCAGUCUGUCCUUCAGGACUUCCAAGGCCCCCUCCCAAAACCACGCAGCUUGUUGCCACACAAAUGUCUGCUUUAAUUAACCUGAGCAAACCCUUCCGACUAUAUCCCCGGGAGGGUGAGAGGCAGGGACUCCUGCCGCGGGGCCGCAAGUCCAGUCUGAUUCACCAACUGACAAAGUAGAACCCAAACAAGGUUUUUAUGGCAACAAAUGGAGGGGGGGAAGGGGCAUCAGAAGACAGAGCACCUUAGUGUUCCCGGGGACGUGGAUCCCAAGCCGCCCCACUCCCCGCUGUGUGCCCCCCACUCCAGCCACUCCGGGAAUGGCCCCUGAGGAUUCACAUGACAUGCAGGCCAGGGAGAGCAGCCUGGGUGGCUCUGGACGGCCCCUGAAAAUCCCACAGCUGGGGGCAGACGGGACUGGCUGGCUGAUCUGUUCUUGGCAGUUGACAUGGCAGGGGUCAGAGCAGCCAAACCUCAGGGGAGAGAAGGUGAGGACAGAGCCCCACGCAGACUCCGCGCUGACCCAACUAUGUAACAGAUGCACUGGGAACCGGACGCACUGUCAGCGCCUGUGCUGGAGACUGGACUUCCAGGGAGGUAGCCCCGUGCUCCCCCCACGCCCGCCCACCAAAGCCACACUGCACCUCGAGGCAGCAGCCUGGCUCCUGCGGCAUCUCUGGUCCUUAGCAUCACCUCCAGGCUCCUUCCCACUCUCGCUUUGGGCCCCAGGAAGUGUCUGUCCGUCUGUCCUGGGCAGAGACUACCAGUGGAGAAGCCUGUGUGGUUUACUAGUCAGCAACCCACCCCCCGGGCACCUGCAGCCCUGAAUGGCAGACUGUGGACAGGGUUCGUCCAGGGGUGCCUGGAGCAGUCAGGGCUCACCGAGUGACUGUUGUCUACCCGUGGCAGAAGCUUCCUCUGCAGGGAGAGGCUGUGCCGACUAAACUGGAAGAGUUUCACCUGCUCAGCAGACAUGCUUCUCUUUGAAAAUCAACAACUCCUCUUUGGUUCCGAUCAGUUUGAGCCCCAUGACCUCAUCUUGCCUGGUCCCUGAUAACUGAAUAAAACAGACUAGUGAUUCUCAGGGCUGGGAGGGGGCACGGGCAGAGGGAAGAGCCGGGGGCGUCUCCUGGCACCUUACUUCCACCCACUCAAGAAGGCAGCUCCCAAGGCCAAGGCACCAGGGGUUCUGCACUGGGUGGACCUGCCCGCCCAGGGAAGCAGGAAGCAGAGGGCAGAGAGCCAUCAGCACUGUCCUUUGGCAGCUCUCAGCAGAAAGUCCUGUAACAGUGUCCCUCAGCUGAAAAAUAUCUCCCUGACAUA